UUUUACCUUGUCAGGUUCCUUGCAGGGACAAUUCAUAAACCUGGUAUGGCGAGCAGUUGUAAGUAUGCACUCUUCACGACUAUGCCACCACGGCUGCCUGCCAUGGAUAUGUUUCCUAAAAGCGUCUGGGUUAACCGGCGACGCCCUGUUGCAAGCCCGUAUAGACAAAAUUCCCGGGGCCGAUUGUACGCGGCACCAAACGAUGGCAAACGCCCAAUCUCCACUUGGCCGCCGAGCACCCCAUCCUUCUGGGCCUUUCCCACAUCGCUGUAGCCGAGCAUCGACUGACCACGGUUAAUUGUGUGAAAAGGAAGUGAAGAAGACGACGACGACGAAGAGCAGGGGAUAGAAGGCUACAGGACCUGAAUAUGGCAAUAACAAAUUCAGCACAAGACAUGAUUACCGGAUCUGAAAUCCCGCUGCCGGAUUCUAUCAUCGUUGUUGGGGGCGGGGUGUUUGGAUUGUCCACCGCCCUCGCCCUCUCCGCCCGCCACUCCGGGAAAAUCACACUCAUCGACUCUUCACCGACGAUCCCAAACCCCCAGGGCUCCUCCGUAGAUAGCUCCCGCAUUGUGCGUGCGGACUAUGCCAUUGAGGCCUACACUACUUUGGCAGAGUCGGCUCUUGAAAAAUGGCGCACAACAGACUGGGGUCAGGAAGGUCGAUAUACGCAGAAUGGCCUCGUUCUGGUGUCAUCCGGUGAUCAGUUCGGCAGGGAAUAUGUGCGGGAGAGCUACGAAAAUGUCAAAUCUAUAAAUCCCGAUGUUGUUGAGAAGCUGCCUACGAGAAAGGAUGUUGAACGGGUAGCACCAGGCUACGGAGCUGGCCUUCACGUCUCGGGGGGAUAUGUGAAUUGGGGAUCUGGAUGGGCCGACGCAGAGGCGUCGGUGAGGUUCGCUAAAAAGAAAAUUGACGAGAUGGGCAAGGUGGAGUUUCAUACCGGAAGAGUCAAACGGAUACUAUCAACACCAAAUCCAGGUGAUGGCCAGAGAGGAGCUAAAAGAGCAGCUGUUGCUCCCUUCGUACGGGCAAAAGUCACCGGUGUUGAAUUGGCUGAUGGCACCACCAUCACAGCUGAUCUAGUCAUAUUAGCUACGGGGGCGUGGACGGGCCGUCUAGUCGACCUCCGCGGCAAAGUUGAAGCGACAGGCCAAGCACUUGCCUAUAUACGUAUUUCCGAUGAAGAGCAAGCGAAGCUCGCAGACAUGCCUACUGUCAUAAACUUUUCGACGGGCAUGUUCAUCAUCCCGCCGCGCAACAACAUGCUGAAAAUAGCGAGACAUGCAUACGGCUACCGGAACCCCAAGCGCGUGUCAGUUCCCGGCCCUAGCCAAACAGAGACGACGAUCGAGGUCAGUCUUCCUGAGGCAGACGUCCCACUCCCAGAGGAGGGACAGGCCGCAUGCAGAGCUGCGCUGAGGGAAAUGCUGCCGGCGUUUGCGGAUCGGCCAUUUGAAAAGACGCGUGUGUGCUGGUAUUCGGAUACACCCAAAGGCGAUUUCAUAAUCGACCACCACCCGCAUUACGCCGGCCUCUUCGUCGCAACCGGCUGCAGCGGCCAUGGUUUCAAGUUCCUUCCAGUACUUGGUGAGAAAAUCGUCGAUGCUGUCCAGGGUCGCUUGGAUCAUGACUUACGGGAACUGUGGCGUUGGCCUGGCGCCAUUGGCGGUGCGGAAGGUGAUGAUGAUCCUGAGACUGCUACCGUUGUGUGGACGGAGGACGGGAGCAGGUCCGGUCCAAAGGGGUUGAUUCUGAUGGACGAGUUGGCUAAGGGGAAGAAGAGGGUGAGCAAAUUGUAGGUGGUAUGUAGGUAGGUUUUCCUGAUGUUUUUGUAUACUUGUUUUGGUUUUAUUUGGGCUUUAUAUCUAUGCCUUAUCGACUUUUGUUAUGCGUUCGUUGGUUGCUGUUAUUGCCUUGACUUCUCCUCUCUUUGGCGCCUGAAAUGAAGUGCAUGAAUCAAGCAGACUGUGGUUGAAGGGUGAUUAUAGAGCAUGAGGAUGUUAUACUGUAGAAUGUAGGUGGUAGUAGGUGGGUCUCCAUUUGAUUGGUAGAUAUAAAUAUAUGUUAUUUAUUAACUUGAGUGGAUGUUGCACCUUGGAUGGGAUGUUUGGGAUAGGAACAGCCAGCGUAGUGAAAGGGCCAGGAAAACAAGAACAAAAUAAAAUCAGUCUUGACACAAGGCGCGUGUGGAUAGACAUGGAUGGGAUGGAUGGAUAUAUAUGCGUAGGGAUACAUAGCCUAUCUACCAGAAAGCCCUCAAAAGUUUAACAAUUAGAUAGAUCUUAGACAUGUCACUAAAUCUAACGAUUCAAAUAGUUAACAAAAGGAGACGUAAAAUUUUCAAAUCAUCCACCAUAUUAGUUGAUUUAUUCAUAUUCUCCAG
Blastomyces dermatitidis ER-3 is the source of this 2383-nucleotide messenger RNA. Its product is annotated as fructosyl amino acid oxidasesarcosine oxidase. NCBI's taxonomy places the organism in Eukaryota, Fungi, Ascomycota, Eurotiomycetes, Onygenales, Ajellomycetaceae. Gene Ontology annotation, molecular function: L-pipecolate oxidase activity; flavin adenine dinucleotide binding; proline dehydrogenase activity. Bases 369 to 1799 code for a protein of 476 amino acids. The transcript is spliced from 3 exons. The record is from RefSeq and is a predicted model, not a curated record.